GGCGGAGCGCGAAGCGAUGGAAGAGGGCGAGGGCGAUCGUGAGGGACUUUAGGGAGGAUUGUGAUAUGCCGGUGUCCAAGAUGUGGGAUGUGGCCGACGCCAUGGUGGCCGAGAUGAGGGCUGGGCUCUUUUCGAAUGAGAGCGGGGUUAGCAGCUUGCGGAUGCUCGUUUCUCCGAUCGAUUCGUUUCCCACUGGAAAUGAAGAAGGAACAUUCUAUGGAGUAGAAAUGGGCCGAACAAAGGUCUGUGUUUUUCGUGCACAACUGGCAGGGAAGGAGCUUGGUGUUGCAAAGAAAGAACUCAUGGAGGUCCCUGUGCCAAUAAAUUUGAUGGUUGGCACUUCGGAGGAAUUAUAUCAUUAUCUUGCUGCACAACUAGUAAAAUUUAUCGCUUCAAGCGGAAGCACUAGUGUGCUAGGAAAGCCCAAAGAAGUUGGUGUAGCAUUUUCAUUUCCUGUAAUUCAUUCAGCAACAGAAGGCAUCCAUGUAGAGUGGAACAAGGGAUUUUCUAUUAAGGAGAGUGCGGGAAGGGAUGCUCUCACAAUGCUGAACGAGGCCAUGGUGAAACAUGGCGUUGACAUGCAUAUUGCUUCCCUGGUUAAUAAUACUGUUGGAACUCUGGUUGGAGGUAGAUACUGCAGCCAUGAAACUGUGGCUGCUAUUAUUCUAGGGAAUGGGACGAAUGCUGCCUACUUGGAGCCUUUGGAGUCUGUGCCCAAAUGGCAUGGCUCUCGUCCACCGCAUGGACAAUUGGUCAUCAACAUGGAAUGGGGAGAUUUCCUGUCAUCUCAUCUUCCCGUUACCGAGUUUGACUCUCAAUUAGACAAUGAAAGUCCAAGACCUGGGGAGCAGAUAUUUGAGAAGCUCAUCUCUGGAAUGUAUCUGGGAGACAUUGUUAGAAGGGUAUUGCUGAAAUUAGCUGAAGAAACUGCUCUGUUUGGAGACAGUGUCCCUCUAAAACUUAGAAUUCCAUUUGCUUUAAGGACUCCUGAUGUUGCUUCCAUGCAUCAGGAUACAUCAUCAAAUCUACGUGUUGUUGCAGAGAAGUUGGAUAAAGCUUUAGGGAUUCACGAUACAACUAGAACAAUGAGAAAGCUUGUGGUAGAGGUAUGUGAUGCUGUGACAAAGCGUGCAGCUCGAUUGGCUGGGGCUGGAAUAGUUGGCAUUUUGAAGAAGCUAGGGAGGGAUGGAACUGAUAAAAAAGCAGUUGUAGUGGUGGAAGGCGGUCUCUAUGAACACUACAGGCUCUUCAGAACUUAUUUACAUAGUAGCAUAAAAGAGAUGCUUCAGGGGAAAUUCUCCGAUAAUGUGGUUAUCGAGCAUUGGCCAGAUGUCUGCGGAGUUGGAUCAGCAUUGCUUUCAGUUCCAAGCUCCCAUGUGUAAGGAACUGAUGCUGGCUACUUAUAUCAUGUUGGAUUCUAAAGUUUCCAGUUUACUACAAUGCAGGUGCCAAUUAGGCAUUUGUGCAGAAGCCAACCAAUGUCUUGGUGCCGAAUAAAGAAGGGGUUUAAUAAAGGAACUUAUGCCGUUGUUAGAAAACAGUUCAGAGGCAUUUUUUGAUUCUCUUGAUCCUCAGGGAUUGUGACUUGGGUAUUCACUUUUUUAGCGGAUAUAGUUUUGUAUGGCCUUGAAUUUUGACAAGUCCUUUCUUUCUUUCGUUCGUUCUUUCUUUUUCCUUCUAUUUCGUAAAUUUAUUUACCAUCACACGGUCUUGAAUCUUGAUUGAUAAAAAGUAACUUCUUGAAUGGUACUCUUCUAUAAGCUCGAAAAGACAGUAAAUCAGAAAUUCACAUAUCUGAAUUGCGGUGAGAAAACAGAAACUUACAGUGA
Molecule: messenger RNA, 1829 nt
Organism: Asparagus officinalis (garden asparagus)
Lineage: Eukaryota; Viridiplantae; Streptophyta; Magnoliopsida; Asparagales; Asparagaceae
Product: hexokinase-1-like
Exons: 9
Coding region: 66-1382 (438 amino acids)
Biological process (GO): glycolytic process; glucose 6-phosphate metabolic process; intracellular glucose homeostasis
Cellular component (GO): cytosol; mitochondrion
Molecular function (GO): D-glucose binding; fructokinase activity; ATP binding
Source: RefSeq, a predicted model, not a curated record